This is a messenger RNA of Brassica napus (rape), 2628 nucleotides long. RefSeq names its product CLAVATA3/ESR (CLE)-related protein 40. Lineage: Eukaryota; Viridiplantae; Streptophyta; Magnoliopsida; Brassicales; Brassicaceae. The record is from RefSeq and is a predicted model, not a curated record. Bases 833 to 1081 code for a protein of 82 amino acids. The transcript has 3 exons.
CCAUAGCUGCAGGUUGAUUUCUAACACCUCGUGCUAGUUUGUCCGUCAUUGUGUUCUGUGUCCUCGGAAUAUGGUGAAUAGUAAAGGGAUGAAAAAAUUUCUUACAUCGCAGAAACUCUUCCAUAUGUGUAGUGAAUGUCGGUCAUUCUGUUGGUGUAGACAUCAUCUUCACCAGUUGAGAGCAGUCAGUUGCAAACACCACUUCUGAGAUUCGUAGGGUCUUCAUACACUCCAUCGCCCAUAUCAACGCUUCACAUUCGGCAUGUAAAAGUGAUAGACUUUUGCGAAUAGAUAUGGCAUCCAUCAUAUUAUCAGAUGAUCCACCUGCUUUAUAAAUCCAUCCUUGUGUUUGAUCAAUGUUCUAAAAUAGUUUGAUAGUCAGUCUCUUUCCCUAAGGAUAGAUACUACGUCGUUUCACGCCCUUUGUUUAUUUGUUUUUUUAUUGUAAGCCCAACUCUCUCAGAAAUGGGUCCAAAUAAAGCCCAUUAGCCUUAUAACUGUAUGCGGUUUUCUAUUUAAAUUAUUAAAAUAGCUCCACGUAGACAGCGAGGUGGCACUUUAUUAGUAGCUCCGCGCAUCUGUACGAGGAUGAUAUUUGUCUGAUUCGUUCCAGCCUGUAAACGGUAAUGUGUGUCCGUACAGAUUAUAAAGCUCGGCCUAUACGAAAUUAAAAUAAGCGAAAUGACGGAUUUGCCCAUCCAAUCCAUAUCCAAGGCUUCCAAGCUGUAAAAGGAGGGUUAAAAUCGUAACUUUAACCUUAUUAGACGACACCUCUCGUCAUCGUCACUCGUCACUCCUUGCUUCCACAAGUGAAGUUUUUCAUUUUUUGAAAAUGAUUACGAUGAGAUACAAAGGAAGCGUUUUUAUCACAUUCAUCUUCCUCUCCGUCUUCCUUCUUCAGUGUCCACUUGCUCACUCUUCUUCUACAAAAUUGUUCUGGUUAGCAGAAACAGAAGAUAUGAAUGCCAUGAAAAAGGAGCAUGAGAUUGAUGUUGGAUCAGCCAGUGAAGCUGAAGAAAGAAAAGUUCCGACUGGAGCCGACCCUCUCCAUCAUCACAACAUUCCCUUUGCUUCUCCAUAGAUUAGUUGCUUUUACAUCUUUUGUUUCCCAUAAUUCAUAUUAGUCUGUAAGUACACGUUUUACAAUCCAGUUUUUGGCUUUGUUUUUCCGAAUGUUAAUUAAGUUUCCUGUUAUAAAAUGAUUAUUUGUUAGUCUGUAACAUCCAAUGACGAACGUAGCAAACGUUUUUGUCAUCUUCUCAGAAAUAUUGUCGCCAAAAUAUUUGUGGAUGUUAUCUUUCCAAAAAAAUAUAUAUAUUUGUGGAUGUUUAGAUAAUAUUUUUCAAUUGAUAAAAACACUUAUAAGAAUGAUAACUCUUUAUGAGAUUAAUAAAUCACUUUAAUUUAAACAAACCAUAUUUUGUAAUUUUAAUUUUGAUAUUUACAAACAUUAAUUAGUCUCUUAUCUUCUUAUUUAUGAAGUAAAUACAAGAGUCAAGAAGAUAAGGAAUUUGUGGUAGGAAAUGAUAAAAUACUUUAUCUAAAAUCCUGGUCAAUUUAUUUUUCUUAGAAUUGCUUACCUUGUAUGUUGGUCAAAAAUAAUCCUGAUUAUAGAGUUUAUAGAUUUAAAUCUCCAAAAAAUUAAAACAUUAUCUUGUGUAUUUAAGUAUGAUAUAUAGCAAGAUCUAAUUAUAUUGUAGAUCUUAAUUGAAUGUACAGUUGAAAAUUUUCAAUAUUAUACCUUUUUUGAAAAACUGUUAAGAGUAGUUUAUUAGAAACCGCUGAAGUAGUUUAUUUUAGUGCGUUAAAAGUAAUCGUUGAAUUAGUUUAUUUUGGCAUGAGACCAUAAAAUAAACUGAAACAUUAUUUUAUACUUCAAUAUGAUAUUUAUAAAGAUGACUGAAUUAAUUUGUAAAUUUUAACUGAAUGCACUGUUAAAAAGAUUUUGAAAAACCGUUAAAAUCCGUAAAAGUAGUUUUAUUAGAAACUAUUGAAGUAAUUUAUCUUGUCGCGCUAUAAAUAAAGAUGAUUGAAUUAAAUUAUGGAUUUUAAUUGAAUGCACAGUUAAAAAGAAUUUGAAAAGCCGUUAGAAACCGUUAAAAACCGUUGAAGUAGUUUAUCUUGUCGCUCAAUAAGUGACCGUUGAUUUAGUUUAUUUUGGAGCGAAAACAUAAAUAAACCUUCUUCUUUUGCUUAAAGCAAAUACAUAAGAUUUUAAUUGAAUGCACAGUUAAAAAGAUUUUGAAAAACCGUUAAAAUCCGUUGAAGUAGUUUAUCUUGCCGCGCUAUAAGUGACCGUUGAUUUAGUUUAUUUUGGAGCGAAAACAUAAAUAAACCUUCUUCUUUUGCUUAAAUCAAAUGCAUAAGAUUUUAAUUGAAUGCACAGUUGAAAAGAUUUUGAAAAACCGUUAAAACCCUUUAGAAACCGUUGAAGUAGUUUAUCUUAUCGCGUUAUAAGUGACAAUUGAUUUAGUUUAUUUUGGAGCGAAAACAUAAAUAAACCUUCUUCUUUUGCUUAAAUCAAAUGCAUAAGAUUUUAAUUGAAUGCACAGUUAAAAAUAUUUUGAAAAACCGUUAAAACCCGUUAGAAACCGUUGAAGUAGUUUAUUUUGCCGCGCUAUAAAUGAC